GUACCUUCUUAAUCUUUACAUACACUACAGAUUUGUUUUUCUUUUUUAGACUUAUUUUCUAAAUUCUUUUCUUUCCUAUCAUUUUGCCUAUUUUGUUUCUUCUUUGGCAGUUUCUUUUAUGUUCUUCACGUUCUCUUCAAAUCAAUCAACAUAUUGGUUUUCACAUAGCAGAUCUGGAUAAAAAGAAGCGCUGAAGCAGCGGAAUGGUAACGACGGUGACAUAACCAUGUGGAAGAAGUAACGGUGGCGGCAGCAAAAUGAUGAGGCAAAAAAAAUGGCGGUGGCGGAACGACGAUGAAGGCGGUGGCUGAACGAUGGUGACGAUAAAAGCUUCUGAUGUGUUUUAUUGUAAAGUGGGAAAAGGGGUAAAGGAAGGGCUGGAAAUGGGCGAGGUGUCCGUGGAGUGGAUUUUGGUCUUGGUAUUGGCUAUAGCCUAUAAUCCAGAAUCGAAUAGUACUCCAUCUCAUGUUGUUCCAAGUCGAGCUACUCCAGUUAACUCAGCAAAGAAAGGGAUGAUGGCGCAAUUUAAGAAUAGUUCUGCUGCAACAUCAAACUCUCAUUUUGUUUUUCACUUUUUGCUUUUUGACUAUAACAAUAAAUGUAAUGAUAUUAUUUACAAUUAGUCAUUUUAAAUAUGAAUUAUUAAAAUUUAUGAAUAGUUAUAAUGUUA
Messenger RNA from Mercurialis annua (annual mercury), 670 nucleotides. RefSeq lists its product as uncharacterized. Bases 315 to 623 code for a protein of 102 amino acids. The record is from RefSeq and is a predicted model, not a curated record. NCBI's taxonomy places the organism in Eukaryota, Viridiplantae, Streptophyta, Magnoliopsida, Malpighiales, Euphorbiaceae. The transcript has 2 exons.